This is a messenger RNA of Plasmodium reichenowi, 1659 nucleotides long. RefSeq lists its product as hypothetical. The coding region runs from base 1 to 1659 and encodes 552 amino acids. The transcript has a single exon. Gene Ontology annotation, molecular function: protein binding. The record is from RefSeq and is a predicted model, not a curated record. Lineage: Eukaryota; Apicomplexa; Aconoidasida; Haemosporida; Plasmodiidae.
AUGAAUGGUAAAAAUAUGGAGGACGAAGAAAUUGAAAAUGUUGAUGAAGAAGUUGGUGAAGAUGUUGAUGAAGAUGUGAUUUUUGAAGGUAUAGAAAAUAAAAAUGAUAUAAUUGAUUUAAGUUCAGAUGAUGAAGAGUUAUAUAAGAAUAGUACAGAUGUUAAUGAUGAAAUAAUAAAAUAUAAAGAGAAAUAUAUAUCUUAUAACAAAAAGUUUUAUACUAAUAAAAGUAUAUAUUGUAUAAAUUCUUUUAAAAAAUGGAUAUAUUUUGGUAGUAUAAAUAAUAAGUGUUAUUUAUAUAAUAAUUUUGAUGAUGAUUUGAAGAAUUACAUUAUGAGUAUCACAGGCCAUAAUAAUAAUUAUAAUAAUAAUUAUAAUAAUAUUUGUAGUAGUAAUAAUUAUGAUAAUAUAAAUUUUGGGCAUGAAAAAAAUAAAAAAAUAAAUUUACGUGAUUUAAAACAUCAAAUAUAUAGUGAUACUAUUACAAAUAUAAAAAUAUCGAAUAACUUUCAAUAUGUUGCUUUGUCUAUAUAUAAUGGAGAUAUAUAUAUAUAUGAAAAUAAUAACCAUAAUAGUUCAGAAAUUAUUAAUUACAAUUUAAAUAAUAUGAAGAAAAAUAUAAAUAAUAGCAAUUGUUUAUUGGAUAUAUGUAAUUGGGAUAUGGAAAAAAAAACAAAUGAAUAUAUAUUAAAUGAAAAUAUGAAAUUAAUAAAUAUAUUAAGUAUUAAUAAUGAUAAUGAAAAAAGAGAUUUAGAAUAUUCCAUGUUUUGUUUAUAUCAUGAGCAUAUAUUUAUAAGUAUAUAUGUAAAUUGUACAAAUAUUUAUGUAUGGGAUGUAUUAGAAGGAACUCCAAUAAAUAUUAUACAUACUAUACAAGUACCUACAUUUCUAAACUUAUGUAAUUACGAAAAUAAAUAUUAUAUGAUAGUUGGGUUCAAUAACGGAGAAAGUUGUGUGUAUGACUAUGAUAUAUAUAACGCAAAAAAGAUUGGGAAAAUACAAGGAAAACAUGAUGAUAAAAAUAAAUAUUGUGAUAUUUAUAAAAAUGUGCAUGAUAAUACAUAUACAAAUUCACAUAAUAAUAAUAAUAAUUGUUAUUAUAAUGAUGACGAUAUAAAUGAUGGGGUAUUAUGUAUAGACAACAAUCUUGGUAACGAAAUAUAUACUUGUACCUUUAAAAAUGUUAUAAAAAUAUACAAUAUAAAUAAUAAUAAUCUGAUUAAUACAUACACAAAUUUACAUGAUGAUUUAAUAGAUUAUUGUUUAUUUAAUAAUAAAAAAUAUAAUUUAUUUGCAUCCUGUUCUUUAGACAAUAAAAUUAAUAUCUAUGAUUUUCAACAUAAUAAAUCUAUAAACCAAUUUUAUGUAAAUUAUCAUUUUAAUGAACCAUAUACAAAGGAACAAACCGAAAAAGGAAUAAACUUCUUAAGAUGGAUUAAUAGUAAUUUACUUUUAUUUACAAGUUUAAAUGGUAAUAUAUAUAUCUAUGAUAUUAGAUCCAGAAAAUGUAUUCAUCAAUUUUAUUCUCACACCGACACUAUAUUUAAUGUAAAUCUUUCUCUUCAUUUAUAUCAAAACAAAAAUAUUUUAUCCAUCUUAACAGCUAGCGAUGAUAAUUCGUCCAACAUGCACCUUCUGGACAUAUCUCCCCAUUUAUAA